AUGCCCAGAGUAGAAGCAGAGACUUUUAAAAGAUUGCAAAAUGACCCGUCCUGUAUCAGAAAUAUUUGCAUAGUGGCACAUGUGGAUCAUGGGAAAACCUCCCUUUCGGACUCCCUUUUGGCAUCAAACGGUAUUAUAUCGACAAGAUUGGCUGGUAAGAUCAGAUUUCUAGAUUCAAGACCCGAUGAGCAGUUAAGGGGGAUUACAAUGGAGUCGUCCGCAAUUUCACUUUAUUUCAGAGUCUUACAUAAACAGGAGGGAAGGGAUGAGCCAUUGGUUAACGAGCAUCUCAUCAACUUGAUUGACUCCCCUGGACACAUUGAUUUUUCGAGUGAGGUCAGUACAGCCUCGAGGCUGUGCGAUGGUGCAGUCGUCCUUGUGGAUGUGGUUGAAGGUGUCUGUUCUCAGACAAUCACAGUUUUAAGACAAUGCUGGGUGGAAAAGUUAAAACCUAUAUUAGUCCUUAACAAGAUUGAUAGAAUGAUCACUGAACUUCAAUUGACUCCACAGGAGGCAUAUACUCAUCUCAACAAGGUUAUAGAACAAGUUAAUUCUGUCAUCGGCUCCUUCUACGCGGGUCAAAGACAAUUGAACAACAUCACCUGGAGGGAACAACUAGAAAAGGACGAAGAGGCCGAGUACAUUGAACACGACGACUCGGAUAUUUACUUUGCACCAAACAACAAUAAUGUCAUUUUUGCCUCAGCUGUUGACGGGUGGGGAUUUAAUAUUGGACAGUUAGCCAAAUUCUACGAGGCCAAACUUGGAGCCAAGAGGGAAAACCUGCAGAAAGUCCUUUGGGGGGAUUUCUACAUGGAUCCAAAAACCAAGAAAAUCAUUAACAGUAAAGGUUUGAAGGGGAGAACGUUGAAGCCUUUGUUCGUUUCCCUGAUAUUAGAUAACAUUUGGAAAAUAUACCAGAACAUUGUCAUUAAAAAGAAUUUGGAUACCAUAGAGAAGAUUGCCAAGACCUUAAACGUCAAACUAGCACCUCGUGAUUUAAGAUCAAAGGAUGAUAAGCAGUUAUUGAGGACAAUAAUGGGUCAAUGGUUGCCUGUAAGUACAGCUGUACUUCUUACUGUUAUUGAAAAACUGCCCUCACCUUUGGAGUCUCAAGACGAGAGAUUGGAUACUAUUUUAGGUCAAAGCCAUAGUGACUUGACGAAAGACGUCGAUCCCGUUUUGCUGACAGCUAUGGAAAAAUGUGACCGGAAUGGGCUGGCAAGUGCGUACGUCUCCAAAAUUAUAUCGAUUCCAAGAGACGAGCUACCCUUGAACGACCCACAUUCUAAGGAGGUUGGUCCUGACCAGAUAAUGGAAAGGAGUAGAAAGGCGCGUGAAGAGGCGCUGAGAGCAGCAAAGAGAACCGAACUCGCGGAGAGCAUGUCUAAGUUAGACGUAUCAGAAACCGAUAAAGGAUCGAAACUGUACGAGAGAGCUAAGGACAGCCAUAUCACUCCUGAACUUGGUGCGGACGAUGGGCCCCCAGAAAAGCUAGAGGAUACGUUCCAAAUUGUUACGGAACCAGCACCCGCUAUGGAUCUCGGCUUUGAUUACGAGGAGGAGUCCGACAAUGGAGACGGGCCGAUCCCAGACUUCAUACCUUCUGAAGUUGAUCCUAAUGAUCCAUUAAACGCAAUGUUUGAAUACGAGGAUACGGAUCCCUUCCUUCCCGUGGCAGGUGACGUAAAUCCUGUUUACGAAACGGAGGAAGCGGAAGAAGUAUUGUUUGAUGAAAAGGACGAGGUUCUGAUCGGGUUUGCGAGAGUUUACAGUGGAUCGCUUCGUAUUGGUCAAGAAAUAUCUGUAUUGGGACCUAAAUAUGAUCCAUCCAAACCGAAUGAACAUAUUCAAACAGCUGUGAUUAACAGUCUUUACUUGUUUAUGGGUAAGGAAUUGGUUCCCCUUGAUGUAUGUCCUGCUGGUAAUAUUGUUGGUAUUGGUGGGCUGGCGGGUAAAAUUUUGAAGAACGGGACUCUUAUUGAAAAGGGAGUUAACGGUAUCAAUCUUGCCACUGUUAACUUCCAUUCAAACCCUAUUGUUCGUGUAGCUGUUGAAACGGUCAACCCAAUGGAGAUGGGUAAACUGGUCCGCGGGCUCAAACUGCUUGAGCAAGCCGAUCCAUGUGUGCAGACAUACAUCAACGACAAUGGUGAGCAUAUUCUGUGUACUGCUGGUGAACUACAUUUAGAAAGAUGUUUGAAAGAUUUACAGGAGAGGUUCGCUGGUGUUCAGCUAUCUCAUUCUGAACCUGUCAUCCCAUAUAGAGAGACAUUUUUGGCGACUUCUGAGAUGAAUCCAUCUAAAAACACUGAACUUGGGAGAGGUGUGGUUGAGUGCUUGCUGGGUCCAUAUAAGAUGACCUUGCGGACGAUCCCACUUGCAGCGCCGGUAACAAGCUUUUUGGAUGAAAACGAAUCGAGCAUCAGAGCUCUGCAUAUGGGUGAUUCCGACGGUAAGCCCAAGUCAGUUGAAAAUACUGAGUUACAACCCUUGAUGGACAAGGAAUCAUUUUUUGAGAGACUACAAUCUUUGAUCAACGAGAACACCAAUGAGAAAACCAAGGCCGUUAUUACAGACUGUAUCUCUAAAAUAUGUGCGUUUGGUCCCAGGAGGUUUGGAUGCAAUAUUCUUCUGUCGGAAGGUAAUAUCUUUAGUAGUAUAUUAAAAGGUCGUGCUGGUGCAUUUGAGUUUGCGGAUUCCAUUGUGAAUGGGUUUCAAUUGGCUGUGAACGAGGGUCCCCUUACGAACGAACCGGUUCAAGGAAUGUGUGUCGUGGUGGAGGAUGUGCACGUUAUGUCACCGGACGAAAUAUCGUCCAUUGACGACCCCAACUACCAAACCGAUAUCCCUGAUCUUUCUGGUAGGUUCAUCGCUACUACGAGAGACCAGAUCCAUGGCUCAUUUUUGGAUUGGUCUCCAAGGCUGAUGUGGGCAAUGUACUCUUGUGACAUUCAAACUUCUGUUGAAGUGCUCGGGAAAGUGUACGCCGUUGUUCAACAAAGACAAGGUAAGAUUGUGUCCGAGGAGAUGAAGGAAGGUACGCCCUUUUUCCAAAUUGUAGCAAGAAUUCCCGUUGUGGAGGCGUUUGGGUUCAGUGAGGAUCUGAGAAAGAAAACCUCCGGUGCAGCGCAACCACAGCUAAUUUUCUCUGGAUACGAGUGCAUUGAUCUGGACCCAUUUUGGGUUCCAUCAACGGAGGAAGAGCUUGAGGAGCUCGGAGAUACAGCAGAUAAAGAAAACAUUGCACGCAGACACAUGAACAGAAUUAGAAGAAGCAAAGGUCUGUUUGUGGAGGAGAAGGUGAUCCAAAACGCAGAGAAACAGCGUACUUUGAAGCGGAAUUGA
Molecule: messenger RNA, 3348 nt
Organism: Huiozyma naganishii CBS 8797
Lineage: Eukaryota; Fungi; Ascomycota; Saccharomycetes; Saccharomycetales; Saccharomycetaceae
Gene: RIA1
Product: GTPase RIA1
Exons: 1
Coding region: 1-3348 (1115 amino acids)
Biological process (GO): cytosolic ribosome assembly
Cellular component (GO): cytosol; ribonucleoprotein complex
Molecular function (GO): ribosome binding; translation elongation factor activity; GTP binding
Source: RefSeq, a predicted model, not a curated record